Molecule: messenger RNA, 830 nt
Organism: Cataglyphis hispanica
Lineage: Eukaryota; Metazoa; Arthropoda; Insecta; Hymenoptera; Formicidae
Product: serine/arginine-rich splicing factor 11
Exons: 4
Coding region: 95-793 (232 amino acids)
Source: RefSeq, a predicted model, not a curated record
AAUUCUACUCCCGUCUCCCACAUGGCACGUUAAAUACCCUCUUAUAAAAAAUAAUAAUAAUAAAGACGCGAGAAAUUUGGUUUUAACUUUUAAUAUGGCAAGGUACUCCAGUGAAUCAGACUCAGAUCACAGUAGACAUCGAAGAAAACGGAAUAGAAAAUCAAGGUCUAGCAGUUCUGACAGUAGUGAGUCUUCGCCUCAUCGAAGAAGAUCGUCGAGGCAUUCGAAGACAAAGCGCAGACAUCGUUCGCAUUCGAGAAGUCGAGGUAGAGAUCGAAAUUCAAAGAGUCAUAAGGGUUCUAGGAGCAGUCACUCGAGAGAUCGCGAUAAGAGACGUUACCAUACCAGUACAGGUAGAUCACACUCUUCAGAUCGUACAAGAAGAAAAGGUAGAUCCACUUCCAGAGAUAAAUCGCGAAGUCCUUCCAGCAGUUCGCAAUCAAAUCAACCAAAAUUUAAUGUUGAAAAGACUCAAGUUGUCGCAGCAAAAGAUGAUUUUCCAAUUGAACCUCGUUUCAAAAAUGGUGUACUCGAGGAAAUAAAUGCUGAAGGUUUCACUCCCAAACAGUUUACCUCAUCUGCUAAAGAGAAUAAAUUUAAGAAUAUUGUUAUAGAUAUUAGUUCUGAUACUAUACAGAUUCCACCAGUACCCAAUAUUCCUAGUGGCCAAGAAAGUAUAUUUCAUACAUCGAUUAUGAUGGAUCAUGAGGCAAGGUUCGAUAAAUGGGUGAAAAAACUCUACACUCUUAGACAAAAAGCUAUAGCAGACUUAGUACAUACAAAUAUUACUUAAACUAUAAUUAAAUAUUGAUAUCUUUUUAAUAAUUAUA